This is a messenger RNA of Rhizophagus irregularis DAOM 181602=DAOM 197198, 420 nucleotides long. RefSeq lists its product as uncharacterized. Lineage: Eukaryota; Fungi; Glomeromycota; Glomeromycetes; Glomerales; Glomeraceae. The record is from RefSeq and is a predicted model, not a curated record.
AUGUUAUGCUUCAAAUCGAACAACAAAUUAUCACAUUUGACCUACGGUUAUACAAUAUACACAGUGGGAUCUCUCAAAUCAUAUUUUGCGUUAAUACUAAAUAAUUACUUCAAGUCACAAAAGGAUUUGGAAGAUACACUUGUAACGGCAACAGAAAAGGGUGAUCCUACAAAAUGGCCAUUUCGAACGUUCAAGGAGGUCAAGAAGUCAAGGAACAAACAAAGAAGAUGUCGGAAGAGAAAAGUUCGUCAAGAAAACGGAAAGAAGGCCUAUUCGAACGUCAAAAUCAAGAACGAAAAUUAUCAUUUGGAACAGGGUGAUUUUCAAGAUCGUUUCGGAAUUCGGAUGGGAUCUCGACAGACUAGAAGAAAAGGAAAAAAUCUACAUAAAAGAAGUAUUACAUCCUGCGGUCGAUGUUGA